Messenger RNA from Bombus pascuorum, 1969 nucleotides. RefSeq names its product queuosine 5'-phosphate N-glycosylase/hydrolase. The record is from RefSeq and is a predicted model, not a curated record. The transcript is spliced from 6 exons. Lineage: Eukaryota; Metazoa; Arthropoda; Insecta; Hymenoptera; Apidae. The coding region runs from base 710 to 1720 and encodes 336 amino acids.
AUGUUAACAAAUGUAGGUAAUACAACUGUGGAAUUAUUGAAGGUAGAAAAAAAACACGUAAAAAAUGUGUUAUAUAAACUUUAUUUUCAAAUUUUAUAUAACAUAAACAACUAAUUAUGAUAAAUAAAUGCAUAUAGAAAUUUGCACUAUACUGUCAUAAAAAAUAACCUUAAGAUUUCUCUAUUAAAAAAAUAAGAUAGGACAAAAUAUAUAAUAUAAAAUAUUGUAUUUGAACUAAUUACUUUCUAAUAUUAUUUUAUUGUAAUUUGUGGUAGUAACCCCGAAAAGGUUUUAUUACUCAAUGUAAACAAUCAUAGUGCACAUGUGUUGCUGUGCAUUGUUUUGAAAAAGUACUUUUAAUCUCAACUAUGCAAUUUCAAUGAUUAAAGUGCUUACCUUGACUUCAUCUACAACAAAGUUUUGAAACACUAAUACGAACAUUUCAGGAUGAUUAUCAGUUCACAUAAUAUUAAUAGACAAUCUAAAAGACAAUUUCACGAAUUUUAACAUUCACAGCCAUGUUUGUUUACAAGCCAGUCGUUGCUAACGUGCUAAGAAUCAUUGGUCACAAGGUACUGUCACGUGACUAUUAACUUGAUCGUAGAGUAAGUUGUGUGUCAGGAGUUUGUACGCAGGUUGUGGAUAAAGUUUGUGCUUAAAUAAAUUAUUUUCGAUUCACUAUUAACUACGCUGUGAUACUUCCUCAACAAUGAUUUUAAUGCCAAAGGAAUCCGCAAAAUUAAUAGAUUUUUGUUCUAAGGAUGUUUCCGUUGAAGAAGAAGGAAUCAAAAAUCUUGCCUAUGCGGUUUUUGAAGCCCUUAACGAUCGCAAAAUAAGCGUGAACAAUUUUUCACAAUGUCAGUUUCACCCUUCUCCUGAUGAUCUAAAGGCAGUCGAUUGGAUAUUUGUCUUGGACACACUGAAUUAUUCCUUUUGGAGUAAAACAAAUUGUCCAAAGUGGACUGUUAAUGGCCAGACUGGGUAUUUUGCCUUGUGUGCUGCUAUUAAGAGAGCUGUAGAUGAGGGGAAACCUAUAGUCGACCCCAAGUAUUAUUCUCAAAUAACGAGAUCCGAAGCUGAGCAUAUUUUUCGUGGCGAUACUGAAACUAGUAUCCCGCUGUUAGACGAAAGAGUUAAAUCCUUGAGAGAUGCCGGAAAGGUUUUGUUAGAAAAGUAUCAAGGUACCUUUACUAACUGUGUGAAAUCGUGUUCGCGCUCAGCCGAAAAAUUGCUGAAAUGUAUCGUGGAAGAAUUUGAAUCUUAUCGAGAUGAGGCAGACUACAGAAUUCACAAAGUUAGCUUCUACAAGCGGGCUCAAAUACUGAUAGGCGACAUUUGGGCCUGUUUCAAGGGGCAAGGAAUUGGUGAAUUUGAAGACAUAGACUGCAUCACGAUGUUCGCUGAUUAUCGUAUUCCACAAGUUCUACUACACUUUGGUGCUAUUCGUUAUAGUAAUACUCUUCUGAGCAGACUACAGUCUGAUAUAGAAUUAGAAAACGGUAGCGAAGACGAGAUCGAAAUUCGAGGUUGCUCUAUAGAGGUUAUCGAACGGGUCAAGGAUGAAGUGAGAACUCUAAUCGGGCGCUACCCUAAUCUAGCGUUAAAAAAAUCAGACAUUAACGCUAUAUUGAUCGAUCAUUUUCUAUGGGAUUAUCGGCGAGAACACGCCGCUGAAUUAGAAAGUAUACCGUUCCAUAAAACUAGAUGCAUAUAUUACUGAGCAUAUCACGUGUCUCAUAAUUAGUAUUUAAGAAAAAAAUUUGAAAAUUGCCUAUCACGCGUAUAAUAAUUUUACAAAUUACAUAUCUAAACAUACGAUGUAUUUGGCUAUCUUAUUUUAUAGCUCUCCAACAAAAAGUAGUAUUUUUACAAUUAUGAAAGAUGUUGAUAGAAUACAUAUACUGAUUUUAUAGUUAUACAGACACUUAUGUACGUGCACGUAUUCAAAUAAAAUACUCAUCAUAUUUUA